AUGGAGAUCAGGAAUUGGAUAUUCGCUUUGAUUCUGUGUCACGCCGCUCUUGUAUUGACGAGUUGCGCUGUGGAGCUGGCCAGGAGUCCGCCCACCGAGAGGAUUUCAGGUAGUGCUGGGGAUGUUUUGGAGGAUGAUCCAGUUGGAAGGUUGAAAGUGUUUGUUUAUGAACUUCCCAGCAAAUACAACAAGAAGAUUCUGCAGAAAGAUCAAAGAUGCCUUAAUCACAUGUUUGCAGCUGAGAUUUAUAUGCACCGUUUUCUUCUGUCUAGCCCAGUUCGAACCCUCAAUCCUGCAGAAGCUGAUUGGUUUUAUACCCCUGUGUACACCACCUGUGACUUGACACCCAAUGGCCUUCCUUUGCCUUUUAAGUCACCAAGAAUGAUGAGAAGUGCAAUACAGCUAAUUUCUUCCAACUGGCCUUAUUGGAAUAGAACUGAAGGAGCUGAUCACUUUUUUGUUGUGCCCCAUGACUUUGGAGCAUGCUUCCACUAUCAAGAAGAGAAGGCAAUUGAAAGAGGAAUUCUCACGAUGCUUCGACGAGCUACCUUGGUGCAGACAUUUGGCCAGCGGAAUCAUGUUUGCUUAAAAGAGGGAUCUAUCACUGUUCCACCAUACGCUCCUCCCCAAAAGAUGCAAUCCCAUCUCAUCCCAGAGAGAACUCCUAGAGCUAUCUUUGUGUACUUCAGGGGGUUGUUUUAUGAUGUGGGAAACGACCCAGAAGGUGGCUACUAUGCAAGAGGUGCGCGUGCAGCAGUGUGGGAGAACUUCAAAGACAAUCCACUGUUCGACAUAUCCACAGAACACCCUACCACGUACUAUGAAGACAUGCAACGAGCGGUCUUCUGUCUAUGUCCACUUGGGUGGGCGCCAUGGAGCCCGAGGUUGGUUGAAGCGGUGGUCUUUGGUUGUAUCCCAGUGAUCAUAGCUGAUGACAUCGUCCUUCCUUUCGCCGAUGCAAUCCCAUGGGAAGAGAUCGGAGUGUUUGUUGAUGAGAAAGAUGUUCCGAACUUGGACACCAUCCUCACUUCGAUCCCACCGGAGGUGAUACUCAGGAAACAGAGACUGCUUGCGAACCCUUCGAUGAAGCAGGCAAUGUUGUUCCCUCAACCAGCACAACCGGGAGAUGCGUUCCAUCAGGUCCUGAAUGGACUGGCACGAAAACUGCCGCAUGACAAGAGCGUCUACUUGGCCCCCGGAGAGAAGGUUUUGAACUGGACUGCGGGUCCUCUUGGUGAUCUUAAACCUUGGUAG
Molecule: messenger RNA, 1254 nt
Organism: Linum trigynum
Lineage: Eukaryota; Viridiplantae; Streptophyta; Magnoliopsida; Malpighiales; Linaceae
Source: the annotation of a GenBank genome assembly